This is a messenger RNA of Spodoptera littoralis (African cotton leafworm), 894 nucleotides long. The record is from the annotation of a GenBank genome assembly. Lineage: Eukaryota; Metazoa; Arthropoda; Insecta; Lepidoptera; Noctuidae.
AUGGCUCCGAAAGUAAAGAACAAAAGACCACCAAAGAUAGAGAAAAAGUCGGCCUUGAAAUUGGCAGGUGCACCUCCAAAGCCGAAGAAGAUACCGCCUCCACCAGCUUGUUUCACUGCCGAAGAUAUAAUGAAAUACAAAGAAAUCUUUAGAUUAUAUGACGAGGAACAGAUUGAUAAGGUACCUAUAACACUGAUACCGACAAUGCUAAGGAAGAUAGGAUUAAAUCCGAAAACAGCUGAAGUAAAUCAGAUGUUCGUGACGUUUCUAGAAGAUGAUCUUGUUGAUACAGUGGAGUUUCACGAAUUUCUGCAAAUGAUAGAAGCUAAAGUGAACUUUGGAGAUGACUUCGAGAUAGAUAUAACACGUGCAAUUGCUGCACUAGGACAUGACGACGAAGAAACAGGUUUUGUAGACUUCGAACUAUUCAAGCAAGAACUUAUGGAAUGGGGCGAACCGCUUUUGGAGAUAGAAUUUAUGGAUUGGAUUAAGUUGGCUAUAAGAGAUAAAUCGUAUAACCAACAAGAUGGCAAGUUUUGCUACGGAAAGUUUGUGGAGAACUUAAAUAAUAGAGAUAUGCGAUUCUUUAAGGAACCGAUUAACUAUUUCAAGCUUGAUCAGAAGACUUUAGCUGAAUUGGCCAUAAAGAAGGCGCAGGCCCAGAAAGAAGAGCAGGAAAGGAGAGAACUUGAGAAGAAGGCUCGAGACGAGGCUAGGAGACAGAAAAUGAUUGCUGAUGGCUUAUUACUUCCUGAUGAACCGUUGCCGUCUGCUGAAACAGCCACCAAGGCUGCUACAUCAGUUACCGCAGUUGCCACGUCAGCGAUCACGGCUGCUACAUCAUCAACCACGGCUGCUGCCGCCGACAAAGCUGAAAAGCCAAAGGAAACCUAG